Pseudomassariella vexata is the source of this 1195-nucleotide messenger RNA. Its product is annotated as ribosomal protein L10-domain-containing protein. Lineage: Eukaryota; Fungi; Ascomycota; Sordariomycetes; Amphisphaeriales; Pseudomassariaceae. The transcript is spliced from 3 exons. Gene Ontology annotation, molecular function: structural constituent of ribosome; large ribosomal subunit rRNA binding. Gene Ontology annotation, cellular component: cytosolic large ribosomal subunit. The record is from RefSeq and is a predicted model, not a curated record. Gene Ontology annotation, biological process: ribosome biogenesis; cytoplasmic translation; ribosomal large subunit assembly. Bases 109 to 1050 code for a protein of 313 amino acids.
AUCUGGUUCAGCGCAUUCUCAACUAUUCUCAACCACAACCCCCCAAACCACCAACUACCAGGUCAAUCACCGUUGCCCUUAAAGUCCUAACUUCAUUAAAAAGAAGAAAUGGUGGGCAACAAGUCAGAGUACUUCGGCAAGCUGAAGAGCUUGCUCGAGGAAUACCAGUCGGUUUUCAUCGUCACCGUCGACAAUGUUAGCUCCCAGCAGAUGCACGAGAUCCGACAGUCUCUCCGCGGAGAGGCUGUCGUCCUGAUGGGCAAGAACACCAUGGUUCGCCGAGCCCUCAAGACCUUCAUCCCCGAUGCGCCCGACUAUGAGCGUCUCCUGCCCCACGUCCGUGGCAACAUUGGUUUCGUCUUCACCAACGGCGACCUGAAGACCAUCCGUGACAAGAUCCUGGACAACAAGGUCGCCGCGCCUGCCCGUGCCGGUGCCGUUGCCCCCGGUGACGUCUACGUCCCAGCUGGAAACACUGGUAUGGAGCCCGGAAAAACCGCUUUCUUCCAGGCCCUCGGUGUCCCCACCAAGAUUGCCCGUGGUACCAUUGAAAUCACCACCGACCUGAAGCUCGUUGAGGCCGGAUCCAAGGUUGGACCUUCCGAGGCCACCCUGCUCAACAUGCUGAACAUCUCGCCCUUCACCUACGGUCUGGGUAUCUCUCAGGUUUACGACCAGGGCAACUGCUUCCCCCCCGAGGUUCUCGACGUUGGCGAGGAGCAGCUGCUCAAGGCCUUCUCCAGCGCCGUCACCACUAUUGCCUGCAUAUCCCUCGCUGUUGGCUUCCCCACCCUGCCUUCCGUCAUGCACUCCCUCGUCAACAGCUACAAGAACGUUCUCGCUGUUGCCAUCGAGACCGAGUACUCGUGGCCCGAGGUUGAGGCCCUUAAGGACCGUAUCGCCAACCCUGAUGCCUACGCCUCUGCCGCACCUGCUGCGGGAGCCGCCGACACCUCUGCCACCGCCGCUGCUGCCGAGGAGAAGAAGGCCGACUCUGACGAGGAGAACAGCGAAGAGGAGGAUGGUGGUUUCGGUGGUCUCUUUGACUAGAUACCCUGACUUGAUGGCGUUGUUGUAUGAUGACUCUGGGCUUCGGAAUGAGUUACGAAAUCUAGACACAAAAACCCCGACGGUCCAUAGAUCUCAUGUUGACGAUCAAUGGCAAAACAUCCAAUCUGACGAACACAAAUCCAGA